AUGAACACUUCGAACGCAGCAUCAUCUUCUCGGACACCCCCUAAAGUUGACCCAGGCUCUCCUCUCUGUCCAGACAACGUUCAGAUCUAUCGCACCGAUGAAUUCUCUUCGAAAGCGCUGCAGGCUGCAGUGCUCGCUGGAAACAUUGAUCGAGUGCUAUUUUUAGUGGGCAGUGAUCGUAAUUCCGUUGAUACGCAUCGUGCUCUGCUAGUUGCUUGUCAGUACGGCAAGGCUCGCAUGGCACACUCAAUCUUGGGGGUGAUCCAACACCACGAGAUGAACUAUGUGGAUGAACAUGGGCGCUCACCGCUCCAUUAUGCUAUACAUCAAAGCUCCCCGAAAAUGGUCGCAAGUCUAUUAAGUCAUGGCGCCAGCACCCGCGAGGUUUACGGUGAUGGUUAUAGCCCACUUUCCCAUGCUAUUCACAAGGGCGACGAAGAGUGUAUGAGAGAGAUUUUGGUACAUUUGAAAACCCGAGGUCCUUCGCAUGAACUGGAGUUCAGCAACCAAAUGAUUUUCCAUCCAGCGAAGAAGCUAGUGGUUGAGUUUCGGUGGGAGCUCCCUCAUUUAAUGGAAGACUUGUGCAGCGAGGAUCCGUACAGGGACUUGAUGAAUUCCAUGCUCGAUCUUGUUGUAAUUACUGGAUCUGGCGAAAAUUAUGACUGUUGCACAUGCCGAGAAUAUCUUUCCAAAACUUGGCCUAGUUUUGGGAUGUCGCUAUUCAAAUUGUUGAUGGAAAAGUCCAUCAAUCCCAACGGGGUAGGAAAGAACCAAACCCUAAUGGUGGAUAGGGCAGAAAUACCUAUGUUGAGGGCCGCACCAGACAACUUCAUCUUGUUUCUUCCCAGCUCUCAGGAAAACGUCGACAUUUGUAAGGCGAUAUGCUGGAUAUGCGCUGCCAUUCGGCCAAAUCCUAAUCGCCUCGCAUUGCCUCCAAAUAAGAGUUUACAACUAUCAAAGACUCCAAAAGGCGUUUGGAUUGGCGAAGAGUCUUGGGAGUUUGCAAUAAUUUCAUUCACCCUUGAACCAUUAGAAGACUUUCUCGAUUCGACGUCUCUGAACGCAGGGUGUUGGGCAGAUCUCUUCGACACCGGUAUUGUUGUUGAAUAUCCCAUAAGCAGACCAUGGGGGCGCGGUUUGGAAAUGUCUUUCAAAAUGAUGAUUCACCUAGCGGCAGUUGAGAAUUAUUAUUGCUUGGAUACUGGAAUCAUCCUUCUCGGCUAUUUCACUGCGCUCGUGCCUAUAGAGCAACAACAGGACGGUUGGGGCAUACAAUGGCAUCUUGAGCUCGUGGAUGGCAGCAACGAUUGCUUGCAUCUCUCAGCCCUAACUUCGAUUAAAGGAGAGUGGUUUAAAACAGUCGACGAAUCAGUACUUGAGGAGUCCGAAUGCUUCCUCGGCUGGUCGGAAUUUGCAAAAAUUGCACUUGGCACGCGGGCUCUCUGUGAACAGCACAAGUUGAGAGCUAGUUGUAAUACUUCAGAGCGCUACCAAGUAGCUCGCGCAGAGCGUUUCGAGGUUGGGUUCAAGACUGGCUUCUCUCUCUACCCAAUCAACUUCGCGCCAAAGGCAACACAUUCGUGGGUUUUCCACUCCACGGUACAACAUUUCAAUGCGCCUUCGUGCUAUAUGCAAGCUAUUAAUCUAAGCCGAGGGAAAGUUGCGCUUGUACUAGACUCGAAAACACAGCAAGCGUGGCUUGUCCCUUUUUUGAGCUUGGCGCUCCACCUAUGCCAGCGCUAUUGCCAAGAGUUUUCGAAAAUGAAAUCGUCCCCAAUACCAUUUGCUCACCUUCAAAGCGAUGGAGCCGAGGCUGCCUUCUCCGUUCUCUAUAGCAACGGAGACUUGGUCGUCUCCGGCACAAACGAAAAUGGGGAAACCCUGAGGUCUCUGUUUUUACGUAUAAAUAACAACCUGCUGCAAACACAACGCACCAGAGCGCCUUCAAAGCAAGGGCGCAUUUUGGCCUCGGAGCUUUUUGAUAUUAUCGUUGAACCCAGCAGAGGCAGUCCCUUGAAGAGGGUUGAUGUUCCUGAAACAACAAGAGCAUGGCUUCCCCUGGUCGAGAAAGUCGAUUGUGUUGGCGUCUGCGCGGAUUUAGGUCUCGCAAUACAACCAGUGAAACCACAAGGCCGCACCUGUAGCUGCUUCGCUCUCCCAGAAGACAAAUUCUAUCUAGCAGCACACAUGUGGUGCUUAGACCAACUGGCCCAAAAAUCAGGCGGUGGGUUCGACCAGAUUGCGCAAGGAAAGUGCAGGCUUGGCGAAGGCCUCAUUUGGAAGACAGAAUGCCUCCAGUGGGCAGACUGCAUGGUGAACAACAGGCAUGUGCCCGUCUGGGGUGAGAGCCGUGAAACAAGUAUCUUGCAGCAAGUUUCCGGAAAUCGCAACGACAGCGACUUGCGGUGUUUACAGGGCACUAUAUGCAACGGUUCGAUGAAAAAAGAGGGAGUGGUUGUGUUCGGAGACGAAGAGCAGCCCAAGCGCUUAGAAAAAAUCAAGGCACUGGCUGCGAAACUGGAUACAUUGCUAGAUAUCUCAGGCACCGAGAGGCUGUUUGAAGCUUAG
Clonostachys byssicola is the source of this 2568-nucleotide messenger RNA. The record is from the annotation of a GenBank genome assembly. Lineage: Eukaryota; Fungi; Ascomycota; Sordariomycetes; Hypocreales; Bionectriaceae.